This is a messenger RNA of Linepithema humile (Argentine ant), 3740 nucleotides long. It is a transcript of the gene Tpcn1, whose product is annotated as two pore calcium channel protein 1-like. Gene Ontology annotation, molecular function: monoatomic ion channel activity; voltage-gated channel activity. Gene Ontology annotation, biological process: monoatomic ion transport; transmembrane transport. The record is from RefSeq and is a predicted model, not a curated record. Gene Ontology annotation, cellular component: endosome membrane; lysosomal membrane. Lineage: Eukaryota; Metazoa; Arthropoda; Insecta; Hymenoptera; Formicidae.
CGCCCGCAACAGACGCCUAUAUAUGUCUCCGCGCGUAUACAGCGUCAUCCAGUUGGAGUCGGACGCUGUCCCGGUGGAUUCAGCGGAGUUCACCGGCUCGCUAAACAAAGCCAGGGUCGAUUCGCAAAAUCCAUCAACCGUAACGCGUUGAGCCACUGACAGGAAGUGCGCGCGUGCUGCGGUGUGGUACAGUGUGUGUCAGCUGUGUUGACAUUCUUCAAUGUCUUCGUCGCGGGCUGGCGAGCACGCGUCAGAUUACCAGCGAUUCAACAAUGACACGACUCUAUCGCACGAUCAGGAAAUCGUCCGCAGCGGCUCGAGGCGACAAGUAUGUUGCGACCUUGUUGCAUUGGGACAGAGUGCAAAGUUCCAUAUUUCUUCCAGAAUAUGGCUCUAUGCUGUCCUCACCUUCCACAGCCAGUCGUAUAAAGUCUUCGGUUGAGAAAGCUAAUAGUGCUAAUCAACUGAAUCAUAAGCACGAAGCAGAAGCAGACGAGACAGGGACUGGCAACAUGACUGAGAAUAUAGUGUUUACUGCACGCGAUGCAGUUCUUGAUGCAGAUGUGCAUUGGGAAAUGAAUUACCACGAGGCCGCAAUAUUUUUGGAGGAAGGCAAAAACAAUGAGAAGUUUGAUUCUCAUCCUAAGCGUCCUGAAGACUUACCAGCGUAUUUAUUAGUUCAUAACAGUUGGUACAAUGGAUUGGACUUAUUGAUUUCGCUAAUCCUGCUGUCUCUGGCAUUCAUAGAAGAACCUGCUUUGCCAUUGUUCAGAGUACCUGUGUGGGUGCAUGGUUCAUUAGAACUGCUUGCCUUAAUUACCAUUGGCGUGGAAUUAGCUUUGAAACUGAGAUGGACUGGUUGGGCACCUAUGCUAAGACACAAACGUACCAUGCUGAAAUGCACAACAUUAGCGAUUAUGUUUGUGGAAGCGUUGACAGUCCUGGUGCGGCAAUCCUCGCAUUUCCGCGUGACGCGCGCGCUGAGACCUAUCUUUCUAAUGGAUACGAAAUACUGCGGGGGCGUAAGAAGAUUUAUCAGACAAAUACUUCUCACGCUACCGCCCAUUCUGGACAUGUUGGGACUUCUUUUCUUCUUUAUUAUCGUGUACACAGUAUUGGGUUAUUAUAUGUUCAGUGAAAUAAACGGGAAUUUUUCCACACUGCUAGAUAGCUUUGUCAGCCUAUUCGUUCUUCUUACCACUGCGAACUUCCCGGACGUAAUGAUGCAAUCUUUUUCACAAAAUAAGUGGUAUGCGAUAUAUUUCGUGUCCUACUUAUGUACCAUGUUGUACGUGAUGAUGAACCUGAUGUUGGCAGUGGUAAACGAGACGUUCACGUUUCGCGAACGUGAUAAGUUCAAGAAGUUGUUUCUGCACAAGAGAAAGGCAUGUCAGCACGCCUUCAAGCUUUUAGUCUCCAAACAGAAUCCCGAUAAGAUGCGUUUCCGUCAGUUCGAAGGUCUAAUGCGAUACUACGCCCCGAAUAAAUGCACGCGAGACGUUGUUUUAAUGUUUUGUCACAUGAACACGUCGGGAACUGGCGCCUUAAGUUCCGAGGAAUUCUUUUCAAUUUAUGACGCCACAAUGCUUCAAUGGGACUUGCAAUAUUCUACUAUACCGUGGUAUCGCACCGCAUGGUCGCCACUGCAGAUGUUUUGCAUGGGCGCCCACACCUUUAUCAACUGGCCGUAUUUCGAAACGUUGGUGUAUGUGAUCAUCGUCGGUAACGGCAUCGCCAUGAUAAUAAGAAUCGUACAACCGAGCAGUAGUAUUGCGGAAUCGGUGUAUCGAUUCGCCGCGUGUUGGGAUACUUUGCUGUUUGGAGGACUUUUCAUAAUCGAGGCAUUGGCGAAAGUGCUCGCUCUCGGUACUAAAUGUUAUCUAAGCUCCGGAUGGAAUCUCUUCGACUUGGGAACAUCAGUAAUGACGCUCGUCGCGGCGUGUGGCCUCUUUCUCUUCCCAUCGGCUACAUUCCUGGUUUUAUUCCGGCCUCUCAGAACGCUAAGAUUGUUCAAGAUAAAGAAACGCUAUCGAGACGUUUUCGGUACUCUCGUAAUUCUGAUUCCCCAGAUGUGUUCGACGGCGAUGGUCAUGUUGGUGUUGUACUACUUUUUCGCGAUUAUCGGAAUGGAACUGUUUGCCGGAUACGAUAUGCGGAAUUGCUGCAAGAAUACAACUGUUGAAGAUUUUUACGAGUAUUCCGCGAAUGGAAGCACAGCCCUGGGAUAUUAUUAUCUUAAUACUUUCGAUAAUCUCUUAGCAAGCGGCAUGACGCUCUUCGAAUUAACAGUUGUCAAUAAUUGGUUUAUACAAAUGAAUGCAUACGCAUUCACCGCGGGCUUGUACACGAGGAUAUACUUUAUGAUAUUUUAUUUAGUGACUAUGAUCGUAUUGACUAUCGUGGUGUCCAGCUUCUUGGAAGCUUUCCGAUUUAGGAUACAGUAUAAAAAAACAACAUCGAAACAUGACGAAGAGAAAAUGCUUCACGAAGAAGUGGAAUUAAAAUGGGAGGAGUUGCAAUGCAUAAUCGAAGAUUUUCAUCUUCUGGAAAAUCUGCGCAGUGCUUUAUUCGUUGAAGGAAGCACUCUAUUUAUUGGCUCGCGAACGCGAACACGAGAAGUUUUACAGAGAAAAAUGUAUACACACGAGAUAAAUGAGUGGAUAGCUGAAAUGAAGUUAGAGGAAAAACAAACUGUAUCUAAUCUAACAUUCAACGCAGAAGAGGCUAGCGGCGACAUUACGGUCGAUAGCGAUCAACUUAUAAUGAAUGGCAAUUUGCGUCAGCAAAGUAGUAAUAUAUCUAAUUGAUAAAAGUAAUAACAUCAUUUUUAGAUGAUAUUAAGAAAAUUAAUUUAUAAUUCCUACUUACAUCUGUGUAAGUGCAUUUAUUCGUGUGCCGCACGAUAGUGCAUUUAUUCGUGUGCCGCACAACACGUAGUUUAUCUAGAAACUAAGAAAUAUAAUUUGAUAGUAAGGAAAAAAAUGUACUGAUAUACUAGAUCGAAGAUGUUUUCUUAGUGAUUAGUAGAAUUCCAAAAGGUACGAUUAAUUAUUACACACCAAGUGUUUCAAUGCAAACAAGCGACUUCCUUUAUAUAUUUUGAUAUUACAAAUUUAAGCAUUACAUCAAAAUUUCGUUCUACUUAGGAAGCAUUAGUUUUCUUACUCUUUUUGAUGCGUAUUGUAGGUUUGCAGUAUAAUAGUUUACGUAACAUCUUUAAAUAUUUUGAUAUUUAUAUAUGUUAAAGCACGUUGAUACUGAUUAUUAGAUACUGAUUAUAAGAUACAUCGUACACAAUACUCGUACAUCGGAUCGUGUUAUUUUUAUAUAAUUUUUCCUAAAAUAUAGGCAGCGCUGUUGUUGUUUUAUAGGUAGCUUUAUGAAUCGCAUCACACACUGUACGAAUUUAAUUCGAUUAAGUUAUAUCGCCGGCUCGAGGGAUUCAAGGCAGGAUAAUCUUGCUUCUAUUAACUUUUCUUUUUACAAAUUGACGACAUUUCUAACUACGAAAUGUAAAGAUGGAGCAAAUAUCCUUUUUUCUCGGACCGGCACCGUGCAUCGUCGGCACAGUGACAGUAAUUUAUUUCAUAGAAGUAGACAUAUUUGAUAUCGCUAUGUAUUAUCAGCGCGAAGAAAUAUUUUAUUGUUAACUUCCCAUUUAUAAUGUGAUACUUCGUGUAUUAUAUUUAUUUAAUAUGCAUUCCAUUGCCCUUUAUUGUACAUAAUACAUUAUAAAACUA